Messenger RNA from Bactrocera oleae (olive fruit fly), 3656 nucleotides. It is a transcript of the gene MESR6, whose product is annotated as misexpression suppressor of ras 6. The record is from RefSeq and is a predicted model, not a curated record. Lineage: Eukaryota; Metazoa; Arthropoda; Insecta; Diptera; Tephritidae.
CACGUGUCGGCAAUUUACAUACAAAAUGUCGUGGAUCGCGCAAUCAAUACUUAAUGUUUAACACGCGAUCUACGAUCCGCGAUCCGUAUUUGAAAAUAUUAAAAUAUUUUGUGAUAUGGACGCAAUCCAUCAAUAUUACUUGCUACACGUUCAAUAAAUAUCGCGAUCUCGGAUCGUGGUCAAUAUAAUGUAGGGUGAUCCCUUUCGAACUUCCCCAUUUUUUAAAGAAAAAACACAGAAAAUUCAAGUUUAAUGGUGAAUGUUUAUUAUCAUUCUUAAAAAUAUUCUUUGGCAUUUAUUUUUUGAAGAUUAUCUCUUUCAAAUGUUGGCCGCGGGUACAUCUCAGAUGGUCCAUCCAUUGAGUCCAAUUUUUGAUGACUCGUUCGAUCAUUUCGACUGGUAACUGGCGAAUGACACGCGUGAUGUUUUGUUUCAAGGCCCGAAUCGAAGCGGGAUUGUCCGCAUAGACUUAAGACUUUACAUAUCCCCACAGGAAAAAGUCUAACAGUGUUAUAUAACACGAUUGGCCAUCAAAAUCGACCGGCCCAAAACGUGAAAUUAUUUGCUCAUCGAAGUGUUCUCUCAAUAAAUCCAUUCAUUGAUAGGAUUUGUGGGAAAUGGCUCCGUCUUGUUGAAACUAAAUGUAGCUGAGAUCACGAGCUUCAAUUUCAGGCAUCAAAUAGUCGGUUAUCAUGCCGCGAUAACGGUCGCCAUUGACGGUGACGUUCUCACCGGCAUCAUUUUUGACGAAAUAUGGAUCGAUGAUUCCAUCGGCCCACAAACCACACCAAACCGUUGUUUUUAAAUUUUUCUGGAUGAAAUGACAGCUCUUGAUUCUCUUCAGGAAGCUCUUCAUCUCUCAUAACUGAACAAAAUUUGGCUCGAAAACGUCGGAUCUUCUUGGAACUUUUCAAGAGCCCAUAGAGCGAAGCGAUGUCGCUUGGGAAGGUCGAGCGGCUUCAGUUCCUGCACAAGCUGUAUUUUGUACGCUUUUAAUUUGAGGACUCGACGUUAAAUACGCUAAAUCGUUCCAUACGUCAGUCCGAGUUGCUGCGAACAGCGCCGGAUCGACUCCCCACGGUCUUCGUGUACGCUCUCAGCUACGACCGCUAUAUUUUCUUCACUGCGUACUGGACAUGGUCUAUUCGGUCGAAUAUUAUCCAAUAAUGAAUGCUGGGUCUCAGUACGCCGAUUAUUUUGACAAUAAUUUGAGCGAAGCCUGCGAAACACAUUCUUUACAGAACGUGAAUUUUUGUAAUAAAGUUGAACAAUUUGUAAACAUUGUUCAUACGUAAGUCUUUCCAUGAUGAAAUGCUAAACCAUACUGAACGCAAAUAACAUACCAGCUUGACACGACUCACGAUUGAUCUGUCAAACAGAGGCUAUUGAAUAAGGUACUUCUAUUUGGAUCACCUUUUAUAUUGAAUGUGUAGCAGUUGCAGUUCAUUAUUGCAAUGAAGUGAGUUAAUAGUCUCUUAAAAGUUUUUUAAAUGUUGCAUUAGAGUUGUGAAUGGCUUUUUGUAUAAGAAGAAGAAGCAAGAUUGCGGAUUUUCGCCGAAAUUUGUCACUUUCAUAUUGAAAGAGUAGUCAAAGAAAAAGAAGUUCAAAGCAUUGUGCAUACUAGUUUACCAAAAGAAAACAAAGUAGUGAUUUUACAAAAUUUUCGCUUGGCAAGUAAAUUAAAAUAUUUUAAUUGAAAAUGGACGGAGAUUCAAAUCAACAUAGUGCCUCGUCCACGUUGGAGAUACCACCAAAGGGAGUAAUAGGGGCUAGUGAUGAACUUGAAGAAUCAUCAUCGGCGGUAAGUGAAAGCGUGUCACCGAAAAAGAUUGAUACGGUCAAUACUUUAAAAGAAACGACUGAAAAUGAGGCGAGAACUGAGGAACAACCGCCAACAAAGCGGCCCAAAUCUGAUUUAGAUGAUGAAAGUGGUCUGGGGAAUGUUUCCACCACAUCGAUAGCCGGAACCGUGUCAGAUAUAAUUGCGUUAAAGCCAAAAGAUUUUACUUUGGAUGCAGAAGAAUUGAAGAAUGCACUGCCGCGCAAAUUCCAACGCAUUCCUAUUUUUAUUGCGGACUAUCACAAUGAUGUGUUGGAAUUUAUAUUUCGUUGUUUGGCUACACGACACUUGCCACUAGAGAAUAAUAUACUGAUACAUUUUGAUUCUCAUCCUGAUAUGGUUAUAUCACGAGAAAUUCCCGCUAGUGCUUCUUUUGACAAGGAAACGAUGUUGGCCGAACUUAGCAUUGAAAAUUGGAUUAUGCCAGCUUGUUAUGCAGGACAUUUUAAUAGAGUAAUUUGGUUGAAAAAUUCUUGGUGCCAACAAAUUCCUAUAGGCAAAUAUAACUUUCAGAUUGGCCAUAAAAAUGAUAAAAUUAGUGUCGAUUGCCCGCUUGAUUAUUUUAUAUCUGAAGGUAACUAUUGUGAUACAAAAGAAUUGAUGGAUACACGCAAUAUGGAACUACAAGUAAUUAAUGUAGAUACAUCAAGUGAUAGUGCACCGAUUGACACCGCACAGUUCAUUAAAGAGGCGGAUGGACCAAAUUUUGUCUUAGACAUUGAUUUGGAUUUCUUUAGUACUUCAAAUCCAUUUUUAGAAAUUUAUAAAGAUGCAAAUUGUUAUAAACAACUUACCGAUAUCUUUCACUUUGAACCAGAAGUUAAAGACUGUGGUGGUACAACUGAGCGACGCAAAUUACAAUUGGAAGCACUUAAAAAAAUAUUUGAACAUUUGGAAGAAACAAGAACAUUGGACGGUCUAACACCGGCACCCGAUCCGAACAUUAUUGCGCCAGAGACUUAUGCACGCAUUGAGAAUCUAGCCAAAUCGCUACAGAAACAUUAUGCAGACGAUGAGAUAGACUGGCUGCUUAUAUAUGAUUCGGGUAGUACCACCGAUACAAAUGGAUUACCACAUCACAUCAGCACAUCCAAAGAAUUAGAACAAUAUAUUGGACAAUUUAAAUGUUUAUUACAAAAUUUACCCUCUCCACCGGUGCUUAUAACAAUGGCAUGCUCUGCCGAAGAUGACUACUGUCCCAAACAUCAAGUGGGAGUUAUUCAAGAAAGAGUAUUACAAGUGUUGCGUGAAGUCUUUGGCGAUCGUUUACAUGAUAAACCUAUACUACAUUAUUUGGACGAAGAAUGGGACGUUAUGCAGUUGUAAUAUGUUAAUUCGGGAUUCAAAGGCUGUGUUUAAGAGUGCGUCUGUAUGGCGUACACUUGAAGGAAUCGGCAUUAUUCAUGGCUGCUGAGUUCAUAUAGUUCCACCAUUGCAAAUUAACAUAUGAAACACUCUACUAACUCUAAGUAAGUAUGUAUACAUAAUUAGUUAAAUAUGUUUAAUGGCUAUGCUUGACCCAUACGCCAUGUAAACAAAUUAUGACAACUUUUUCCAGUGUACGUACUGUGCACAAUUUAUACAUAGUUUGUAAGAGAUGAUGUAGUAAUUAUAGAAUAUUAUUUUUUAUUAAAAAGUCAGACAUGUGUACUAAUAAAUAUUUAAAAAAUUAAUUAUAUAAAUGAUAUUAUCCUGGAGAACUACUAACUAAGUAAAUAUAAACAUAUGCUAUAAAACUCGAAGAAAUUACUUAAGUGUCAAAGGAAAGCACGAUUUAAUAAAGGAGCUUUUAAAGCUCAUUUUAUCGCAAAAAAAA